Megalops cyprinoides (Indo-Pacific tarpon) is the source of this 4621-nucleotide messenger RNA. It is a transcript of the gene rhbdf1a, whose product is annotated as rhomboid 5 homolog 1a (Drosophila). The record is from RefSeq and is a predicted model, not a curated record. Gene Ontology annotation, cellular component: endoplasmic reticulum membrane. Lineage: Eukaryota; Metazoa; Chordata; Actinopteri; Elopiformes; Megalopidae. The transcript has 18 exons. The coding region runs from base 287 to 2872 and encodes 861 amino acids. Gene Ontology annotation, biological process: regulation of protein secretion; regulation of epidermal growth factor receptor signaling pathway. Gene Ontology annotation, molecular function: serine-type endopeptidase activity.
GGUUGAGCGCAGACCGGUGUAGCGGAAUGUGCAGUCUAUUGCAUGGAAUAAGGACACUCCGUUGGUUGUCUGGGAAUUCCUGAUCGUUGUGAGACUAUUCCAGGAUCUGGAUCUGGAGUUUGUUUUGCAAAACCGGAAUUUAUAUAUUUUUUAUUUUUGGUUUUGCACAUUUGUCAUGAAGUGACACACCAAAUAUUUGAACGGACGAGACCUCAAGCUACUAGAUAAACAGGCUUAUAUUGCCAGUCUUUUGAACAGUUGAAGAUUUGUUGCCAGCCAGGUAGUCAUGGCUGUGUCAGUUCAGGGCGGCAGUAGCCUGCAGAGGAAGAAGCCUCCGUGGCUCAAACUGGACAUCCCCAAAGCCCAGGCCUCCCUGGAUGAGCCGCCCACUUUCUCCCAGCCAGUGAAAAGGCAUGGCUUCCUCCGUAGCAUUAGCAUGCCGGUGGAGAGCACGCGCUUCCACUCCUCAGCCUUCGACCCCCGCGACCUGCGUGACCCCCGCCGCCCUGCCCUGCAGCGGCAGCCCUCCAUCACACAGACCAUCAGGAGGGGCACAGCUGACUGGUUCGGGGUGACCCGGGAUGGUGACGCCACGCAGCGGUGGCAACGGAAGAGCCUGCGCCACUGCAGCCUCCGCUAUGGCAAGCUGAAGCCGCACGCCGUCCGCGACAUGGACCUGUCCAGCCAGGACAACCUCUCCAUGGCCAGCACCGAGACGCCGCCGCCCCUCUACGUGCCCGGCUCCCAGCACGGCAUGCAGAAGAUUGUGGACCCGCUGGCGCGGGGGCGGGCGUUCCGCAUGGUGGAGGAGGUGGACGGGCACAGCGUUCCCCAGACACCCAUCACGCCCGGCGCCACCUCGCUCUGCUCCUUUGCCAGCUCCCGCUCGGGCGCCGGCCGCCUGCCACGCCGCCGUAAGAGGGAGUCCGUCGCCAAGAUGAGCUUCCGCGCCGCCGCCGCUCUGGUCAAGGGCCGGUCACUGCGGGAAGAGACCCUGUGUCAGACCCAAAGGCGAAGCUUCUCUCCAGCCAGCUUCCUGGAGGAGGAGGGUGGGGACACCUCUGAAGACGUGGACACUUCAUUCUUCACCAGGGACGGUCCCACGCGGGGAGAUCUGUCCACCUACGCCGAUGAGGUGUUCGAGACGCCCCCCGUGGCCGUCGUCAAGGAGAUGGAGCCAAACGGGGUGACGGAGGAGAAUGACUUGACGGGGAGCGCGCUGGACAAGAACGAACUAGAGAGAAGGCAUCUGAUGCUGCCCCUGGAGCGUGGCUGGAGGAAGAGCCGGGAGGGCAUGCCGCCGCCUCCGCCCAAGGUGCGCCUGCAGCAGGAGGUGGUGAGCGUGAACGGGCAGAGGCGGGGCCAGCGCAUCGCCCUGCCUGUCAAGAAGCUGUUCGCCCGCGAGAAGCGGCCCUACGGGCUGGGCAUGGUGGGCCGGCUCACCAACCGCACCUACCACAAGCGCAUCGACAGCUACGUCAAGAGGCAGAUUGAGGACAUGGACGACCACAGGCCCUUCUUCACUUAUUGGAUAACUUUUGUCCACCUGCUGAUCACCAUCCUGGCCGUGUGUAUCUAUGGCAUCGCCCCCGUGGGCUUCUCCCAGCAUGAGACAGUGGAUUCAGUCCUAAGAAAUAAAGGGGUCUAUGAAAAUGUCAAGUUCGUGCAGCAAGAGAACUUCUGGAUUGGACCAAGUUCGGAGGCGCUUAUUCACCUGGGGGCCAAGUUUUCGCCCUGCAUGCGGCAGGACAAGCAGGUGCACGACCUGAUCCAGGAGAAGAGGGCGAAGGAGCGUGACUCAGCCUGCUGCGUGCGGAACGACCGCUCAGGCUGUGUGCAGACAUCGGUAGAGGAGUGCUCUAUGACGCUGGCUGUGUGGGUAAAGUGGCCGGGUCACCCCAGCGCCCCACUCUUGGGCGGCAGACCGCGCCAGCAUGGCUCCGUGUGCCAUCAGGACCCUAGGAUUUGUCUGGAGCCUGCCUCUGUGUCCCCUCACGAGUGGCCCGAUGACAUCACCAAGUGGCCGAUCUGCACCAGAUACAACACGGGCAACCACACCAACCUGCCCCACAUGGACUGUGUGAUCACCGGCCGACCCUGCUGCAUUGGCACCAAAGGGAGAUGUGAAAUCACAUCGCGGGAGUACUGUGACUUCAUGAAGGGCUACUUCCAUGAAGAGGCCACUCUCUGCUCCCAGGUGCACUGCAUGGACGACGUGUGUGGGCUCUUGCCAUUCCUGAACCCCGAGGUGCCAGACCAGUUCUACAGGCUGUGGCUCUCUCUCUUCCUGCAUGCGGGAAUCCUUCACUGCCUGGUGUCGGUGGGUUUCCAGAUGACCAUCCUGAGGGACCUGGAGAAGCUGGCGGGCUGGCUGCGCAUCUCCAUCAUCUACAUCUUGAGCGGGAUCACAGGGAACCUCGCCAGCGCCAUCUUCCUGCCCUACAGGGCAGAGGUGGGCCCGGCGGGCUCUCAGUUUGGCAUCCUGGCCUGCCUCUUCGUGGAGCUGUUCCAGAGCUGGCAGAUCCUGGAGCAGCCGUGCCGGGCCUUCGCCAAGCUGCUGUGCGUGGUGCUCGUGCUCUUCGCCUUUGGCCUGCUCCCCUGGAUCGACAAUUUCGCCCACGCUUUCGGCUUCGCCUCGGGCCUCCUGCUCUCCUUCGCCUUCCUGCCCUACGUCACCUUCGGCCGCGCCGACAUGUACCGCAAGCGCUGCCAGAUCCUGGCGGCGCUGGCGGCCUUCGCGGGGCUGCUCGGCGGCCUGGCCGUGCUCUUCUACGUGCGCCCGUUCAAGUGCGACUGGUGUGAGCUGCUCACCUGCAUUCCCUUCACGGACAAGUUCUGCGAGAAGUACGACCUCAACGCGCACCUCCACUGACGGCCCGCAGGGGGCGGUGUUGGCGGGGUGCUGAAGAUAACCGCGAUCCACGGCGCGGCUCCAACCCCCCCACUCCCCCCAUCAGAACUCCAUACAAUCACUAUAACUAAACUGUGACGAUAGGUUAUUCAAUAUUUUUUUUCCCCUCAAAGUGCAUCCGCCCCAUCACCCAGCAGGCGAGGUCCAUACAACCAAGGGCACUUUCUGUAAUCCACUGACCAAUACCUCUACAAGCCAGUCCCUUUGGGGGGACGUUCAAAAAGGUUCCUUUAUGUGACUCGCCCCCUGGCAAGACCUGUGUGACCCCCCUCAAACCUGAUCAAGAGGAAGGGAGGCAGCACUGGCACAUCGGGGGGAGUAUCCCCUCCCUUUGUUUCACCCUUUUUUAUUUCUCAUUUUUGUAAGCACUUCCGAAAAACAGGCCCAGUUUCUUUUUUCUUCAGGCACCCUCAGAGACAUCUAUACUACCAGGGAAAAAGCAAGACAAAACAAAUCAAAACAAAACCAACAUAAGCCUCCGGUGCCUUGAUGAUAGACUACUGCCAUAUUUUUGUUAUGCUCCCCUGAGCGCUUGAAUGUUUAAAACUUUAUUUGUUUAUUGCUUCUGAAGCGGUGACGAAUGACAAAGCAGGGUAGCGUUUUAGUUACCCGCCAACUGACUUGUAAAGCAACUGAGAAUACAGCCACAGAAAACCUCAAGCUGCCUCAAGUCUGUCCAUUUAUGUCCUCUGUAUGUUUCACACGUUGGUUGGGUCUUUUAGCUUUAUGUCACAUUAUGGCGGUAUGUGUACGGGACACCAGAAAUAAAUGUUUAGGAGUCGUCAUGAUUUCAUGGGCAUGCACCACGUCCAUUGUGUCUUCAUUCAAAGGCUUCAGCUCAGUGGGUGAUCCAUACUACUAACAAAUCCACACCACGAAUUAAGAACAUAUGGGUUACAGUUGAGGCUUGCAAGUUUUGAGGCAUUGACUACAUACAUGUACAUGAUGAGCUGGGGAAAGGAUCACACUGAGCUGAGUCGUGUUGAAUUGGAGACAACUGACAGAGAUUAACGCCACACAUUGUAUGCUGGCCCACAAUAUGUUGUCAAUAAGCAUAUCAGUUGGUAUGUUGAUGAACAUUUCAGUGUCCAUCCAGAAGUUUCCUGACCUCACCCAUUCCACUCUUAAAGUGAUCACUAAACACACAGUGUGGAUGUCUUGUGUAUUUGAAAGACUGUCCGUGGCUCUGAAUACAUGCAAAUCUCCCAAUGAUUUAAAAAGGGAGGAGGUAUGCAAGCAGCCAAACAACCAUGUGUUUUUCAAAUGUUUAUUGUUUUGUACAAAAAAAUUACAUCAAUGAAGAAAUGCAAAGAUUAUACAGACGUCACACAAACGUACAAAGGAAGCAUGUUCAAGUGGUUUGUGACAGAUUGAACCUGUGGUUGGCCGUGGCCUCGUCCAUUAUGUUGCACGUGUCGAUGUUCCUUUAUCAAGAAACUAUGCGAGUAGCAAAAUGGUGUCACCUUGUCUUAGACCAAGAAACUGCAAGCAGGCAAGUGUACAAGUCAUUGUACUAAAAUUUAAAAAUAAAAAAGUACCGUAUAUUUAAGAUACACAACAAUGUUUUUCCACAUAGGAGCUCAGUCAAAGUUUGAGUAAUGACAUUGCUGUAAAAUUCAGACCAACAUGUUUAUUUUAUUGUGCAAACGAGAAAGAGAAAAUCUGACGCUUUUGUAAGCUACACCACCAAUGCAAUGUGGAGUAGUGGUG